Messenger RNA from Corvus hawaiiensis (hawaiian crow), 884 nucleotides. Its product is annotated as thyroid hormone-inducible hepatic protein-like. Lineage: Eukaryota; Metazoa; Chordata; Aves; Passeriformes; Corvidae. The transcript is spliced from 2 exons. The record is from RefSeq and is a predicted model, not a curated record. Gene Ontology annotation, biological process: regulation of lipid biosynthetic process. The coding region runs from base 72 to 473 and encodes 133 amino acids. Gene Ontology annotation, cellular component: cytosol.
CAGGGACAGGGAGCAGGUGGCACUCCGAGAAGAGCCCAGAGCAGCACUGCCAGAGCUGUAGGAGAGGGGCCAUGGAGCAGUACUUCUCAGCCACCCAGAAGAUGGAGCAGGAGGUGAUGUUCCCCAGCCUGCUCCGAGGGGUCUUCCCGCAGCAGGAGGGGGCAGCCCCAGACGCCAAGAGCCACACGGACCUCUACGAGCGCUACCAGCUCCUCAAGGCCAUCAAGCCCAUGGUGGAGAAAGGCCUGGCCUCUGUCAGUGACCAGAGCCCGACCGGUGCCGACACCGACAUGGACACAUCCUCGGACAGCAACGAGGCCGGGGACGCCCAGCUGGAGGAGCGCCUGUCCCACCACCUGAGUGGUUUGCAGCAGGUCCUCACCCACCUCACCAGGGACACCAACGCCCUGACCCGGAGGUACAGCCAGAUCCUGGAGCAGAUCAACCUCAGUGAGGGGCAGCCCAGCUGGUGACCCUGUGCUGGCCAGCAGGACAGGUGCUGGUGUCAGGAAGCAGAAGACGACCCCGUCGCUGAGCAGCGCAGGCUCUUCCCAGUCACGCUCGCACUCCCCACUCCGUGGCAGCUGAUCUGACCUCCCGGCACCGGCACUGGCCCUGACACCGGCCAUGGCUGUGACCACCGGAGAUCCAGAUGGUGCCGUAUCCUCAUAGGAAGAAGCAUCUGGCUGUGCCGGGAAGGCCAUUGGAAGAGCUGCAGGCUCGUGCCCUCCUCUUUAUUUUCAAAGAGUGGCACGAAGCUGGGGGUGUUUUGAGGUGGCCCCGACCUCCAACAGUCCCUUGAGACUGCCAAGCCCUUUUCCAGCUGGUACCUGGACUCCAAGGGCGCUUCCCCCCGUUUCUGCUAAUAAAAGAAACCCCGUGAA